GCUGCUGUUGCUGCUGCUACUGUCGACUGGGCGCGUAAUUGUUGCUUCCUUGGCCAGGACAUGGAUAUAGUACGUUCGCGUUGGCGCUGCACAGCGGACGUGUGCGCGGCACUCAGUGAAUUUGCCAGGACAUGCAAAACGAGUCGAGUGAAAAUGUGGCCCCAUCGAUGGCCACAACAGCUAUCGACGCGGCCGACCCCGUGCGCAGCACACCAGCCCCUGAGCCACGUCGUCCCAAGCCGGGCAUACUCCGGCUGGACAUAAGCAAGCCACGACGUUCAUCAGGUGGUUCCGUUGAUUUUCGUUGCGUGAGUGGUGCUGGCAAUGGCAGUGGCGGUGGCGGUGGCGGUGGCAGCAGCAGCGCCAAUGUCACGGGCGCCAACAGUGAGAACAACUCGGGCGUUACCUCUCCACAUCAAUUAUCUGUGACGUGGGCGCCGCCAUGCGAUUGGGAUAAAGGCGGCUGGCAAAUGCAGAGCAGCGCCGACGAGCGUAGAGAAUAUUAUAGAGGUCAAAAAGGCAGAAGAACUGCAUCGCAGGACGAAAACAAAUCUUAUGAACUAAACGAUUUUCACGCACCAAACCAAAGCAGCGACGCUGAGAGUUGCGCCUACAACAACCAACAGGAGCCGACGCACAACCAGGAACUCGCCUACGAGCAGCAGCAGCAACAGCAGCAGCAAAAUGGCGCCGUUGAUGCUGAUGAUGAUGAGGAGGACUACUCAAUUUCCGUAUCGGCGAUAAUGCAAAGACGUGCCAGUGUGCGUGGCUAUAGAGGCAAACGUGGCAGUCGCAAUUCGCGGCGUGCAUCGAGUCCCAUGGAUCACGUGCUCGAUAGUGUGGAGCGGCGACGCUCCAGUGUUUAUACAACAAGCUCAGAGGAGGGCACCAAUCAGGAGUCCACACAGGAGCAAAUCUUUGAGAAUAUACGCCUACACAAGGAGGUCAUACAGUCGGUCAAAUUACAGCCAUGGCACAUACGCAAGAAGCUCAAGCUGGUGCGCCAGGCGAAAACGUAUGUGGCACGCCACGAGGGCGCGCUGCAGGAGCGCUUUGCCAUGUCACGCAGCACGAGAGAUUUGUGGGCGAGGUUUAAAAUUUUAAUGGCAGCGCGCUGGCGGCAUUGGAAACGCGAAACCGCCAGUUUUCUUACAGUGCUCAUACCCUGGGAGCUGCGCAUCAAGGAAAUCGAAUCGCAUUUCGGCUCCGGCGUCGCAUCCUAUUUUACAUUCCUGCGCUGGCUCAUGUGGGUCAACAUUAUGAUUGCCAUACCGCUCGUUGCCUUCGUUAUUGGACCGGAGUACUUUGCCACCAAGCACGAUGAAACGGAUCCGCGCAAACGCAUGUCUGAACCGGAAUAUAAAGUGGCCGGUAAUCUUUUUACGUUUUGGGAAUUCGAGGGCUACUUGAAGUAUUCGCCCAUGUUCUAUGGUUAUUACUCGAGCACUUCCGGCAUCAGCACAUCCGGCUAUAAGCUGCCUUUGGCUUAUUUUCUUACCGCCGUCCUGGUCUACAUCUACAGCUUUGUGGCCACGCUGAGAAAGAUGGCUGAGAACUCGCGCAAUUCGAAACUUUCCUCGAAGGAUGAUGAGUGCGUCUUCUCCUGGAAGCUAUUCACCGGCUGGGACUUUAUGAUUGGACACGCGGAGACAGCGCAUAAUCGCAUCGCAUCCGUUGUGGUUGGCUUCAAGGAGGCGCUGCUCGAGGAAGCUGAAAAGAAAAAGGAUAAUCGCAACUGGCGCGUUAUCCUGCAAAGGAUAUUGGUCAACAUUUUGGUCAUGGGCUUGCUGGCAUUAUCGGGCGCUACCGUGGUGCUGCUGGUGAAUCACUCCGAGGAUUUGGCCAAGCACGACAAUUGGCUUAGCCGCAAUGCGGUGAACGUGACGAUGACGUUGCUCUCCUUCUUUCUGCCCAUGAUUUUCGAAGCUCUGGGCUUAUUCGAGAACUGGCAUCCCAGGCAACAGUUGCGUCUGCAAUUAGCCCGCAUCAUGAUUUUGAACAUGCUGAAUCUGUACUCGCUCAUGUUCUCCUUCAUCUACAAGAUAAACAGCAAAGAGAAGCCGCUGCAAAUGCUGAAGCUGGAGAACGAAACCAACACCCAGGAGCUGCACAAUCUGAUGAGCUCCAUCGAGGCGCUGCGUGCCAUGACAACCACAACGCCCAUCUACAGCGACAGCACCUCGGAUGGGCUCUACGAUGACCCGACAACGACUUCGUCCUGGGGCGCCGACGGUGCCGGCACCACAGAUGCCAUCUUCUCGAGCACUGCAGUGGGCGCAUUUAUAACCACAUUGCAGCGGCUAAAGUGUUACAACAUAACUGUGAAAUGCUCAAAACCCAGACGUAUAUUGAUCAGCUCGAAGAAUAUAGCAACAACCUUGUUGUUACUCAAUCUGACCACGUCAACGGUGUUGCCAACAACUCUUCCAACAACAACAACAACACCAAGCACAACACAAGCAACUACGACAACAAGCACUUGGUCUACAAUGCCACCAACAACCACUACAGAAGCCACUACAGAAACAACAACAACGACUACAACAACUCCUUGGACUACUUUAGCAACGACAACCACAGAAGCGACAACAAUAACGACCAAAACGCCGGCAACAACAUUGCCCACAACAACAAGCACCUCAACAACUACCCCUACAACAACCACAACAACCACCACCACAGAAGCGCCUUUUACCACGGACGAGGAGCCAGCCUAUGAUUAUGGCAGCGAUGAGCCACAGAUUGACUCCUCAACCACGACAACAACAGCGGCGCCGGGCAACGAUAGCUACUUCAACUAUGUGGAUUACUUUGAGGGUGCAGAACUAUCCGAGCCAGGCGUCGACUAUCAGGCAACCACCGAGGAAUCGGAUGAUCCGCUGGCCCAGGUGCUAGCCCAAGUGGAUGACCAGCCGGUGACAACGCGCCGAAAGAGAGCAGUGGCUGGGCCACCCAUUUGGUACUCAAGCAAAUACAGUCGACGUCAUCGAAAUGAUACGAGAGGCACGGCUGGCUUUGCCACAGAGUCGACCACAGCUGCCAGUAAUCCACCCACCAGGCCCAUAUAUUACCCACCAUAUAAUCCGGUGAGGAGAAUUCUAAGCGAAGAGGAGUGGAACCGCCGGCAGAAUCUAAGGCGUGGCGGACUCAUCAAGACAAGUACCACAGAGCAGCCAACAACAACAACAAUAGCAACAACCACUACGGAGGAGCCCACAACAACAACGGACAUCUACAGCACGGACUCGAGCAGCAGCAGCAGCAGCGGCAGCACCACCACCGAGGAAUAUGAGUAUACGGAUGAGAAUGGAGCCACCGUGACGCCCUAUUUCAUAGGCUUCGAUGAUAUAGCGGAUGUGGGAAGCACCGUUUACUACGACAACGAGAAGCUUGGCUAUUGUGUGAUAACCGUGUGUCCGAAGGAGGGCGAAGACAUUUUUGGUGGCAGCACCACACCCGACGGACUGGACACCACGCUCAGCGGUGAAGUCAAGCAGCCAACGACUGCGAUGAAGACGCCGCUGGAGCGUCAAGUUAUGCGGCUGAAGGAGGUGCAGCUGACGCUCAAACAAAUCCAAAUGAAUCUGACGACCAUGUGCUGGGAAACAUCCCUUGGCCAGGAGCUGUCAAAGGUCAUCGUCUUCGACGGGCUUAUGUCCAUUGUGGCGCCGCUGUGCAUCGACUUCUUGCGUGCCCUAUUUGUGCGCUACGUCAAUCAAAACUGGUGCUGGGACAUGGAGAAAACGUUUCCGCAGUAUGGCGACUUUAAGAUAGCCGAGAACAUCCUGACGUUGAUUAAUAACCAGGGCCAAGUGUGGAUGGGCAUAUUCUUCUCGCCGGGUCUGGUGCUCAUCAACCUUGUCAAACUGAUGAUUAUGAUGUACUUUAGGUCAUGGAUAGUGCUCACAUGCAAUGUGCCGCACGAGGUGGUAUUCAAAGCUUCCAAGUCCAACAAUUUCUAUUUAUCGCUGCUGCUGACCAUGCUGUUCCUCUGUGUGCUGCCCGUGGGCUAUGCGAUUGUCUGGCUGCGUCCCUCCUGGCAUUGUGGCCCGUUUUCGGAAUACAAUCGAAUUGCCGAAUUCAUUACGAAUACCACACGCAACGCAUUGCCUAAGCAACUCCAUGAGCCCCUUGACUAUCUGACAUCCUCGAGCACUGUUAUACCUCUGCUGCUGCUCCUCAUACUCAUCAUCUAUUAUCUGAUAUCGUUGACGGGCGCGCUACGCGAGGCUAAUCAAGAUCUGCGCACACAGCUGCAGAAGGAGCGGGAGGAGGAGCGCAAAAAGAUUUUCAAAGUACCAGAGGUUAAGCAGGCGGAACCAACGGCCACAACUCUGACAAAUCGUUGGCGCAAGGUACUUGAGGCAUCAUCCCCCGUCACGCCCACACAGCCGCCAGAUUUUGACACUGAGGAGUACAAGAAUCAGGCAAGGAAAGAGCUAAUCUCACGCAUCAUGAAGAAGGCACUGCGCAAGGGCUCGGCCACCUCGGAUGAGGACUCCUUUGUGCGUCGCGAUGACGAUGACACGGACACUGAGCACCAGGAUUCGCUGCCGCAUGAUGAGGAGCCCAAGGAGAAGCGCUUUGGUCUUUCACGCCUGCAGCAGAUACGACGCACCCGGAAACCGUCGCUUGUGGACAUCGUGCAGAUUGCCAAGCAGGAGCGAGCGCGUUCCAGUUCCAUUGCCGCAGCCAAUGCCGCACUGGCUGCUGGAGGCAGCAGUCCGGGCACAGCCGGUGGCGGUGACCACUUCCCCAUAAAGGAGCCCCAUCCCAAGAGCCGAUUCAAAGUAGAGAAAAAGGAAAGGGAAAGCUUUCGGGAUAAAAGGGACAGGCACAAGCAGCCGUCUCACGCCGAGUCGCCGUCACCCAAGGCCGGCGAACAUGAUCCGGAGACGAACUCUCGAAUUGUCAGCGAACGACGCGCCAGUUUACUGCGCCGCAAACGGGACAAGGAGGAGCAAUCCAUGCCAGCAACGCCGGAACCGGAACCGGAACCACAGCCGUCUACAGUUAAGACUGCGGAUCGACGAACACCCGAGAGUCAGUUUCACAUCGUGGACGAGAAGAAGCCACCCGAACCUGAAGAAGAAGAGCAGGAAAAACCACCCAAGGAAUUGCCGCCACUGCCCAAAGAGAGCGGUCAUCUGGACGGCAAAGGCCUGGGCAAGUUCAAGUUCCGCAAAUACAGGUCAAAGGCAAAUAUUGUGGCUGCCAAGCCGGAGCCGGAGGUAUUCAAGUUCGAUGACAAGAGUCUGGAGAAGAACAAGUCGGGCGAAAUACCACAAGUGCCCAGCUCCGAUCACCUAAACACCGAACUGGCCAGCGGCAGUGAGUCGCAGCCGCUGCCUUCGCCCACGCCCAGCCAAACACAUACUCAGCGUCAGGUGAAUGCCGAGAAGUUGGCGGCGCUGUCGCGUCAGGGACGCAAAAAGAUUGGUUCCCUGUUGGCCCUGGUACGUGAGGCUGUCAACAUAAAGAAGGAAGAUGUCGAGCAAGGUUCAGAUGAGUCACCGGGUCCGACCACCCCAACGUAUUUGGCAUAUACACCACCGCCACCACCGUCGCUAUUGUCGAGCAAUUCGAGCGCCACAGCACUGGAGAUGCCACCCACACCGGAGCCGGAUUCGCCUACGCCCAGCGCUCCGCUGCACUUUGGCAGCAGCACAUCCUCCGCAUCACAUCGGCCAGCAGUCAAGCCACCAACACCACCUGUUGCAGCUGCUGCAGCCGCCGCCUCGAGCUCUACGCCCACCUUGGCCACCAUGGAUGACUUGGAGGAAUUGGAUAUGCCAGGCCCUAUAACAUUCCCCAAACGCAGUGCUUCCCAGCGGCGACGCGCCAUGAGAGAGGACUCCCAAAGUUCCAUUUGGUCAGAUAAUAUACCCACGAUUACCAUCAGCACCACGGGCAGCGAUGAGUGCAUCGUGGAGAAGGACACUGCAGCAGCUGCCCCAGCAGUCGCCGUAAAUGGAUUACCUGAGCGCAGCGAUUCACGAGGUCCCGCUGUCAAUAUCAUAAAGAUCAAUAUUGAGGAUGAAGAUGAGCAGCAGUAGUAAUUCCAGAACUAUUCAGUAUGCCCCAAACGCCAGAUUGUCUUCUUAACUAAAGAAAAUUUGUUUAGUCUACUCACAAUUUAGCUUAAACUUGUUAUCAACAACUUGUUAGCCAAUCUCUAGCUGUCUACCCGAAUAACAUUGAAUAAAAUAGUUUGCUUUCCUUGAA
Molecule: messenger RNA, 6225 nt
Organism: Drosophila montana
Lineage: Eukaryota; Metazoa; Arthropoda; Insecta; Diptera; Drosophilidae
Gene: Tmc
Product: Transmembrane channel-like
Exons: 19
Coding region: 132-6056 (1974 amino acids)
Cellular component (GO): plasma membrane
Molecular function (GO): mechanosensitive monoatomic ion channel activity
Source: RefSeq, a predicted model, not a curated record